UAUCCUUAUACUUUUUAUGCUUAUGGCUCCCGAGUCAAAGGAACUGCUCGCCAGUUUUCCGACUUGGAUAUUUGCUACCAAGAGGAUAUUCCCCUUUCCAUUAUCAGCGAUAUUCGUGAGGAACUGGAAGAAAGCAAUUUACCUUUUAGCAUGGAAUUACGUUUACUCCGCCAUUUAGGAGUAAAGGUAAAUUACGUGCAAAAUAUCACUGACAUUGACGAUAAAAUAAUUGCCAAAGCGGAAAAAGAAAAAAAGAGUGAAAAAGAAAUUAGUAAUCAUUACACCAAGGCCUAUUUGGCUAAUUUAAUUCGCUAUAAUAUUUCCUUCCCUAAUUAUUUACCGCGGGUAACUGAUUAUAUUCCGCAAAUCCAAACUUUCAUUGCUUCUUUAUUAGCAAAAGAGGCGGCUUAUUGUCAGGAGGGAGAAGUAUUUUUUCGGAUUGGCGAAAAUGGUGAGUAUGGUAAACUUUCCGGACAAGACUUAGAAAUAUUUGGUAAUCAAACUAUUGAUAUUCAUGGGGGAGGUAAUGACUUAUUGUUUCCUCAUCACGAAAACGAAAGAAUUCAGUAUCUAGCCCACAAUAAUAAGGAAUUAAGUAAAGAAAAAUAUGGGGCUAAUGUUUUACGCUAUUUGAUUAUAAAUACUCAUUAUAAUCAAGUAAUAAAUUUUAAUGAAGAAUUAAUUCAGCAGGGGGUCAAUUAUAUUCACAAAAUAGAAAAUCUUUUCAAGCGAUUACAAUUUUAUCUUUAUACCGAAAAAAUAAAGGUGCUGGAAAAGGAAAGCCAAACAUCGACCGAAGUAAUAACUAGUUUGUUAAAUAAUCUUAACACGGUUCGAGUUCUUUAUUUAUUGGAAGAGGUAAUUGCUUUUCUCAAUAAAAGUAUUAAUCAAGGGCAAAAAACCGAAAAUUUCUUAAUAGCGAUAAGUGAUUUUUAUUUUAUUCUUACCCUGUUAGGUUUUAAAUUUAAUUUAUCUCCUUACAAUUUAGCUACCAAAUUAUUAAUUAAGAAGUGGCAAAAAUUACGAACCGAAGAUAAACAAGACCGGAUUAUUUAUAUUGGCAAAGCCCAAAACCUAAAAGACCGGGUUAAAAGUUAUUUUUCUCUUGCUUCGACUAAUUAUUUUUGCCAACAAAUUCACGAUUUAACUAUUAUUAUCACCGCCAACGUCAAAGAAGCCUUAAUCCUAGAACAAAACCUUAUUAAAAAACAUCAGCCGCGUUUCAAUAUUCUCCUGAAAGAUAGCCAUUAUUAUCCUUAUCUGGAAAUUACUCAGGAGGAAAACCCCCGCUAUAAAAUAGUGCGAAAAAUUGACUCCAAGAAAAAAAGCGAAUAUUUCGGUCCUUUUCCUGACGGCAGUAAAGCUCGGGAAAUAUUACAGUUAUUAGAAAGAUUAUUCCCGUUGGCUAAAUGUAAAGGUAAUUUAGCAAAGCCUUGUUUUUAUUACACCAUUGACCAGUGUUCCGGUCAUUGUUGGCAAAAAGUAGGUAACGCUUAUUAUGAAAAUAUCAAACAAGGAGUAAGAAAGUUUUUUGCGGGCAAAACCCAGGAAAUCAAAGCCAAAAUUAAAAAGUCGUUAACCAAAAAUAUUAAUAAUUUAGCUUUUGAAAUUGCCCGCAAGGAGAAAAAAAUACUGGAUAAUAUUGAUUUUUUUACUAGUCAGCAAAACGUGGAAUUUUUAAACCGAGAAAAUUGUGAUUUUGGCGGUAUUUAUUGCCAAGAAAAUAUUAUUGUUUUUUACCUUUUCCUUUAUCGCUAUGGUAAAUUAGUGGCUCAGGAUGAAGCCGCUUUUCCGAUUUGA
This is a messenger RNA of Entrophospora sp. SA101, 1800 nucleotides long. Lineage: Eukaryota; Fungi; Glomeromycota; Glomeromycetes; Entrophosporales; Entrophosporaceae. The record is from the annotation of a GenBank genome assembly.